Messenger RNA from Culicoides brevitarsis, 1708 nucleotides. RefSeq lists its product as uncharacterized. Gene Ontology annotation, biological process: synapse organization. Lineage: Eukaryota; Metazoa; Arthropoda; Insecta; Diptera; Ceratopogonidae. The record is from RefSeq and is a predicted model, not a curated record. Gene Ontology annotation, cellular component: neuron projection membrane. The transcript has 7 exons. The coding region runs from base 32 to 1708 and encodes 558 amino acids.
UCAUCAGCAUCAAAAAUUAUAUCAAAUAGUGAUGAACCGAUUUUGUUGCACAUCAUAUAAUCGUUAUUGCAAUGUCGCAUUGGCGACAAUUGCAUUCAUAUUAGUAUGUCUCAUAGAUGUCAAAACAACGGCUCAAACGACAGAUGACACGAAUUUAGCCAACAUGACAAGCAACAUUGCUUCAACGUCAUCUUCUAUCCUCGUGACGCCAACAACUAAUUCAAUCACAAACUUCACGAAUGGCACGACGAUAAAGCCGCAACAACAAACAACUUCUCAAACGGUGACGAUUGAGUCUCCAACUUCAUCGCCAUCGACAAUUGCUCUUCCAAAAACGACGACGACGACGAGCAUCGUUGCCGAAGAACAAAGCAAUUUUGUUACAAAUGCAGCGCAGCCAUUAGUUAUGACAACAAGCAGCAAUAGCACCGUGAAUAAUGAGAAUGAUGGCAAAACGUCGCCUUUGUUGCCAACAACAACUCGAGCAACUACAACGAGGGCCAUUGAAGAGCAGCAGCAGCAACACAAUAGUAACGACAACAAUAAUAAUAAAAGUAGCAGUAGCAGUAGAGAUAAUACAAAUAUUAAUAAUAAUAAUGGGGAUGAAACUGCCUCAACAAGUAGUUAUGAGAGAACGACGACAUUUAGACCUUUCAUAGUUCCAACACUUCCAGCAUUGCGACCUCGAAUCGCAAACCAAAGGCCUUAUUCGAAGCAUCAUCAUGACCAUCAUUGGGGUCCAUUUUUCGAGGAACCCGUAAAUGGCACGAACGACAGCGGAGCGCUGCAAGUAGGGUUUCAUUUGGGCACAGAGGCGAUUCUGAAUUGUAGAGUAGGGAUGUUAAAAGAUAAAACGGUAAUGUGGAUCCAAAGAACAACAGACAAAGUUUCUCUGCUAACUGUUGGCAACGUAACCUAUUCGGGCGACCCAAGAAUAGGUGUAAAAUUUCAAUAUCCCAAUAAUUGGCGUCUUCACAUAAAUCCCAUACGCCAAGAGGAUGCCGGGCUGUACAUGUGUCAGGUAUCGACACACCCGCCCAAAGUUUUUGCAACAAAUUUGACAGUUUUAGCACCUGCGAUUCGAGUCGUUGACGAAAUGGGUCACGACGUGAACGAUCGUUAUUAUAAAUUAGGUAGUUUAAUUGAUAUUUCUUGUCAAGUCGCCGUUUCGUAUCUCGCGACAUUGCCGCCUGCGCCAUCAGACAACAAGGGAAGCGGUAGCAAGUCGACAGGAAAUUUAAUUGACAGUGAUAGCAGCAGUAAGAAAGCAACGACGGAUGGGGAUGGAAAAGUUAUGCGAGAUCGCGGACCGCAUUAUCUCAAUCACAAAAUUGAGUGGAAGAAGGAUGGGGAAUCGUUACCGGGUGAUGUUAAAAUUAGCUUAAGCACGUCAAAAAAUUGGAAAAACAGUCGACUAACAAUUUUGCAUGCCUACCAAUCGCAUAGCGGCAUGUACUCCUGUUCUGUCUACAAUACAUCGACAGCAUCUGCUCAUGUACAAGUUUUGAACGGCGAAACACCUGCUGCCGUGCAACACAAUAGUGGAUGUGGCAUCUUUGCGGUCGAUUCUGUACAAAAUACUCAAAUAAAGUUUUUAUCAUCCUUAUUUUUAUUGUUAUUCACAACAUUUUACGCCAACAUUGGUGCCAGCGCAACUUUAACAACAGGCAUAUUAGUAACAAUGCAAGAGAUAAUGUUCGUUGUGUAG